AUGAAUUUCAUCAAUUUUGGGUUCUUUCUCAUUCCAUCAGCAUUGAUUGGAGUGGUUUGCAAUUGGACAGUGGUAUUCUCAGUGCUGAAAAUCUCGUCGCUGAAACAAUCAUUCGGCUAUUUGACAGCGAAUCAAGCCCUUGGCGAUGCUAUUCAUUGCACCGCGUUCUUAUUCUACGUCUGUCCAAUGAUGAUACUUGAUAUCGAGCUCUUCCGAAUCUAUUCCAAUCACUGCGGAUUCGUUCUCAUCUUCUGCUAUGAGCUCUCGGUCCUCUCUCAUUUGAUUAUAUCGUUCAAUCGAUUGACUGCAGUAUACAUGCCGACGAAAUAUUCCUCAAUGUUUAGCCUUCGCAACAGUAUAAUUAUAAUAGUCAUUUUAUGGAUAACUACGGCAAUGUUCACAAUUUACUUUUAUCAAUACCUGUGCCCUCUAUUCUGGGUUAAAGAGUUGGGGCUUUUCAUGUUCCGAUCCUCGGAUUUUUGUGCGAUCUUAUCAUGGUACACCGAUUUUUGUAAAUUCAUCGUCUGCAUUUCGCUGGUUGUCAUCUUCGAUAUUGUCACAGUUGCCAAGGUCCACUCGAUCAAUAAAUUGACUUGUUUCCAAGGAGCCGCAUUUGUGUUCGAGUUGGUCUCGUAUUUUGUGGUCCCAUUGUUUCUAGCCGACAACAAGAUCGCUCUGUUCUUUCUUACGACAUUCGCGUGGGUUUCGGUGCACUCGAUUGACGGAAUAAUUACCGUCCUGUGCAAUCCGGAUCUGCGCAAAUUUAUCACGUUCCGAAGAGAAAAAUCAAAUCAAGUCUCAUCGACGAAUAAUGCUCAUCAACAUCGCGGAGAGCAAAGAUCCGAAAUUCCACAUAUUCUGUCGACACCCAGCACAUGA
Molecule: messenger RNA, 879 nt
Organism: Caenorhabditis bovis
Lineage: Eukaryota; Metazoa; Nematoda; Chromadorea; Rhabditida; Rhabditidae
Source: the annotation of a GenBank genome assembly